Messenger RNA from Gaeumannomyces tritici R3-111a-1, 1054 nucleotides. RefSeq lists its product as hypothetical. NCBI's taxonomy places the organism in Eukaryota, Fungi, Ascomycota, Sordariomycetes, Magnaporthales, Magnaporthaceae. The coding region runs from base 258 to 866 and encodes 202 amino acids. The record is from RefSeq and is a predicted model, not a curated record. The transcript is spliced from 2 exons.
GGAACCUUCAUUGGCCGACUUGUCUGUUUAUUGGCCGCCGUCCUACGGCGCAUGUAAUUAUCGGUGUAACAGUCGAAUGCGAGGGCUCGGACUCCAAAGAUUCAAUGAGACAUUAGAGAGGUCGGAACAAACAGCUUUUCCUGGCGUAUAAAGGUCUGCGAUACGUUUUGAUCCAGCGAGAAUAGUCUGGUCGCUAGAUCCAACCCUCGCGCCUGCCAGACUACCUUCUGUCCUUGCGAUCGCUGCCGACCCCGAAAAUGCUCGCAAACUUCAUCUCCUCAUCUGCCCUCGCGGUGUGCCUGCUGUGCGGCCCGGCGCUCGCUCAGGGACCCGUGGUCAACCUAGCGCUGCACCCAGACCCGGUGUUCCGGCCGACGCCCGGCCCGCUGAACGGCAAGAUCCUGGGCCUGGACGCGACGGCGGCCACUUACGUGCUGUCAAAGGGCGCUGACGCCACCCAGGGCGGGUUCGGGGCCAGCUUCUGGCACGGCCUCACUGUCACCGUGAUCCGCACGUCCACCGUCCGGUACCGCCAGGACUUGACGACGACCAGCACCAACGUCAUCAGCCCCGGCUGGACCGUCUAUGCGAUUUCCACAUUGUGGGCCGACGCCAGCUGCACCGGGACCGUCUGCACGGGCUCCAACGGCGUCAGACAGACCCAAAUCUCCAUCAGCGGCGGCCAGACCUUUACCGUGCCCAACUUUCCCGUUGCCCAGCCCUUUAUGAGCAGCAUGCAGCCCACGAACGUCCCGGUCACCAUCACCGCCAUCAAGGGGUCGGAAGCGGGUCGGCGCGACGUCCAGGGCCGCGACGGCGUUAACGUCGUCGCUCCGAGGGUGACGGCAAGCCCCUGGAUCGCUUGAGUAAGACCAUUUGGUGGGUCAGAGAUGGGAGUUGAAGAUCACAUUGACGCACGUAAGGGGACUACGUUGGGUUGGUGUGGUCAUGGUACGAAAAUUACGGCACAAAGAAAUAUAUACACUAAGGGUCAUGUACAAAUCAUAUCUCUUGACAACCGGGAACAGGAGCAAACCUGCCACAGUCAGCUACA